Messenger RNA from Ochlerotatus camptorhynchus, 2157 nucleotides. RefSeq lists its product as uncharacterized. The record is from RefSeq and is a predicted model, not a curated record. The coding region runs from base 1 to 2157 and encodes 718 amino acids. Lineage: Eukaryota; Metazoa; Arthropoda; Insecta; Diptera; Culicidae. The transcript is spliced from 2 exons.
AUGCCAAACAUUUCUCUUCCCACGGAAUCUAUGGCAAUCCCGCCACCGGUUCCGGCUGCUCCGAGUCAACCGUCGACGUCGGUGCAGAAGAUUCUUGCCCCCGUGGAACAUCCUGUGUCCACCACCUGUUCGUCAAACUUCGCCCAGUCGACCAAGACGGUACUGCUGCUUACCGCAGUGGUGCAGGUGUUUGAUAAGAAGAGUCAUCCCCAUCCAUACCGCGUCCUGUUGGACAGCGGCUCCCAGGUGAAUUUCGUGACCGAAGACAUGGCCAAUCGCCUGGGUCUGCCGAAGAAGCCAGCCAACGUUUCGAUCACCGGUAUCAACGCGUUGCGCAUCCUCGCUCGUGACAAGGUGACGCUGAAAUUCAAGUCCCGAGUAUCCAACUUCCAAGCCAGCCUCGAGUGCCUAGUGACGCCGAAAGUAACGGGCACAAUUCCAUCGUCGAAGAUCAACAUCAACAAUUGGGACAUCCCUGCUGGAGUGGUUCUUGCCGAUCCCGAGUUCCACACGCCCAAUAAGGUGGACCUGUUGAUCGGCACAGAGCUGUUUUUUGAUAUACUGAAGCCAAGCCAACUCAACCUGGCGGACAACCUGCCACAGUUGCGAGACACUCACCUUGGGUGGAUCGUAUCUGGUGUCAUCGUCGAGCCACAGAUUUCCAACGUAUCAGUUCAGCAUGCCAGCCACGUUUCUCUUGAAGACAUCGAGCGAAAGAUGUACAAGUUCUGGCAAAUCGAGGAAGUGCCGGACGUACCCACGUUAUCAACCGAGGAGAUGGCAUGCGAAACACACUUUCUGUCCACAUACCAGCGUGACGAGUCCGGAAGAUUUAUCGUGAGCUUGCCGUUCAACGAAAAUUCUUCGCAGCUGGACGAUUGCCGUUCUUUAGCUCUGAAGAGGUUCCUGAUGCUGGAGAAACAACUGAUGAACAAUCCCGAACUACAAGCGCAGUACGUAGAGUUCGUUCGAGAGUACGAGGUUCUCGGACAUUCCCGUGAAAUCAAUGAAGCUGAUGAUCCUCCCAACCAGCAGAGGUAUUAUCUUCCACAUCACGCUGUACUGCGUCCGUCCAGCUCGAGCACAAAAUGUCGUGUCGUGUUCGAUGCAAGUGCCAAGUCGUCAUCCGAAAAGCUGUCUUUAAACGAAGUCCUGCAAGUCGGUCCUGUGGUGCAGAAUGAUCUGCAUUUCAUCGUCCUACGCUUCCGAAAGUUCAAGAUAGCCUUUUCUGGAGACGUUGCCAAGAUGUACCGGCAGGUACUGCAAGCACUACAAGAUCGACGUUUCCUCCGAAUUUUCUGGAGACCACACCCGUCGCAGAAGCUACGGGUUCUGGAACUGUGUACUGUUACCUACGGUACAGCAUCCGCUCCAUACCUCGCAACAAGGUGCCUGGUACAGCUCGUCGAGGAAGAAGGUGAGUUUUUUCCUAUCGCCUCUCGCAUUGUAAUGGAGGAGACGUACAUGGACGAUGUACUGUCCGGCGCAGACUCGGUGGAAGAUGCAAUCGAAGCUCAACAACAAUUGAAGCAGCUUCUAGGACGUGGUGGUUUUCCGAUACAUAAAUGGUGCUCGAACUCCAAAGAAUUUCUCGAGCGCAUUCCCGUGGAAGACCAGGAGAAAAGGGUACCGUUAGAAGAACGUGAUGUAAACGAAGCUAUCAAGGUCCUUGGCUUGCUCUGGAAUCCGAAUGCCGAUACGCUGUACAUUGCAAACCAUCCGAAGCAACCGCCGCCAUUACAACAACGUGUUACGAAGAGGGUAAUGUAUUCGGAGAUAGCCAAAUUCUUCGACCCUCUUGGGCUGGUCUCUCCAGUCAUCGUAUUGGCAAAACUAAUGGCUCAACGGUUGUGGCAGCUCAAGGUCGGAUGGGACGAUCCGAUUGAUGAAGAUACGGCGCAAGAGUGGCAAGAACUUCAAGCUUCGUUGUCGCAUUUGCACAACAUCGCCAUCCCAAGAUGCGUGACAUUCCAAGGAGUCGUCGCGUUCGAAUUGCACGGGUUCUCCGAUGCCUCAACAGUGGCGUACGGGGCCUGCAUCUACCUACGAAGCCUGUUCAACGAUGGGAUUUGUCGAACGUAUGCCUCGGAUAUGGCCUGUUGGAGUCCUUCCAACGCCCGGUCGAUGUCAUCUAUGGUGUCAAGCGGUGGAUUUUAA